This is a messenger RNA of Varroa destructor (honeybee mite), 1940 nucleotides long. It is a transcript of the gene Aldh7A1, whose product is annotated as aldehyde dehydrogenase 7 family member A1. Gene Ontology annotation, molecular function: aldehyde dehydrogenase (NAD+) activity. The record is from RefSeq and is a predicted model, not a curated record. Lineage: Eukaryota; Metazoa; Arthropoda; Arachnida; Mesostigmata; Varroidae.
GGGUUGCGGCUUGUGCGCUUGCCUUUAUUUCGGGUAAACAGAAACAUCACUUUCGCACAAAACAUUUCUGUCAACCGUCGUCAGUGGCAGUGAAAGGCAUAUUUAUCUUUGAGCUAGAGGACCACCCAAACUACUGUCGAGUGCCGCCUUGUCAGCCCUGCGCGUGGAUCCGUUUGGUCGUUCAUUUAAUCUAGAACGUGAGUUCAGUGAAACGCCAAUAGAUCUUGGAGGAGGAAAGAUGCUCCGUGGAGCUGGCUUGCGCAUGCUCAGUAGUGUUCGCUCAAAACGGGCCGAACUGCUGUCGUCUGCUAAAAUUACUGGAGCCGGCGUUGUAACGAUAGGCAAGUUGUAUACAACGAGCGUGAUGCCGUAUCUCAUCGAAGACCCAAAAUAUGCCUUUCUUAAGGAUCUUGGACUCAGCAAGACGAACCUAGGUGGCUUCGAUGGAAAAUGGAUCGGUUCAGGAAAGCCUUUGAUAUCAGUAUGCCCUGCUAGCAACAAGCCAAUUGCGGAGGUGACCACGGUUACCCUAGCCGAAUAUGACGAAAUCAUAAAGGCCACUACAGAAGCGUGGGACAUUUUCGUGGACCUAACGGCCCCCCGGAGGGGUGAAAUUGUUCAUCAAAUAGGCGAGGCACUGCGAGACAAGAAGGCUCAGUUAGGCCGACUCAUCUCACUCGAAAUGGGAAAGAUAGUCCAAGAAGGAGAAGGUGAGGUUCAAGAGUAUAUCGACAUUUGCAAUUAUGCGAUGGGUCUCUCCCGAAUGCUCGGGGGCAAAUCAUUUCCAUCAGAGCGUCCCGGUCACGUACUUCUUGAGCAGUGGAAUCCAUUGGGACCUAUUGGCAUCAUCUCAGCCUUCAACUUCCCUAUUGCCGUUUAUGGGUGGAAUAACGCCAUCGCUAUGGUAUGCGGUAACACGAUGGUCUGGAAAGGCGCUCCAUCCACGCCUCUUUGCGGAGUAGCUGUGACCAAAAUCAUUGAAAAGGUGUUGGCAGCCAACAAAUUGCCCGGAGCAAUAUGCUCUCUGGUCACGGGGGCAACGGACAUCGGCGAAGCAAUAGCCAAAGACGAGCGAUUGCCACUAGUUUCGUUUACUGGUAGCUGUCUCGCAGGUCAAAAGGUAGGCACUGCGGUGCAAGGAAGGUUCGGCAAAACUAUUUUGGAAUUGGGAGGCAACAACGCGAUUCUUGUAGACGAGACAGCAGAUAUCGAAAUGGUCGUGCAGGCAGCGCUCUUCGCGUGCGUUGGCACGGCCGGUCAGAGGUGCACGACGGCAAGGCGGAUGAUCGUGCAUGAAAAGGUCCACGAUACUGUAGUGGAACGUCUAACGUCGGCUUACGGGCAGGUACGGCUUGGUGACCCUUUGGAAACUUCUACGCUGUGUGGGCCUUUGCACAGUCCUCAAGCUGUCGACGCGUUUCUGCAGUCUAUAAAGGAAUCUCAGGAACAGGGUGGCAAGGUGAUCUGUGGCGGAAAACGUGUAGAACACGAGGGUAAUUUCGUUGAACCGACCAUUGUAACAGGCCUCAAACACGAUUCACCUGUUGUGCAGAAGGAGACCUUCGCGCCCAUUGUGUACAUUCUGAAGUGUUCAAGCCUCGACGAAGCCAUCCGCUGGAAUAAUGAGGUCAAACAGGGACUUAGCAGUUCACUCUUCACUCAAGAUAUCGAAAAAGUUUUCAAGUGGAUCGGCCCAAAAGGAUCAGACUGCGGCAUUGUUAAUGUAAAUAUCCCUACAAACGGAGCCGAGAUUGGAGGUGCUUUUGGAGGAAAUAAGAGCACUGGUUGGGGGCGCGAAUCUGGAAGUGACUCAUGGAAACAAUAUAUGCGAAGAUCAACUUGUACCAUAAAUUAUACAAAAGAGUUACCCCUCGCUCAAGGGAUUCAAUUUGGGUAGAAAUAAUGUAUUUCAUGUUGUAGAAUAAAUCGAUACCUUCUUU